CAUGUAAAUCUUCUGUUGCAGCAGACACCAGAACCAGUACAAGACUUAACUUUCUGAUUCGUAUUGACAGUUUAAAAUUACUAGUUGCUGAGCUGGACUGUUGGGAGAGGACCACAACAUGGCAGCUACUCAUGUUUUUCGAGAAUCAUUCAUCUUUGGUCAUAAAGAACUGACUCACUGGUUCCCAUCUCAUAUGGCUCGAAGUAUGAAGAAGAUGCAGGGAUCUAUGAAGAAAGUGGACUGUGUUGUAGAGGUACAUGAUGCAAGGCUUCCAUUUGCUGGUAGGAAUCCAGCAUUCAGAGAGACCUUUGGCAUCAAACCUCAUCUUCUCAUUCUCAACAAGAAGGAUUUAGCAGACACGGCAUCAAGUAACGAUAUAAGGAAGCGGCUGCAGGAGGAAGGAGGCAUUGAACAUGUCAUGUUCACAAACUGUGUGCAACAGAACAGUCCAAGUGCUAAGAAAAUCGUACCUACUGUGAUAGAUAUCAUUGAAGGAGGAGAGAGAUUUAACAGAACAGAGAACCAGGAAUAUUCCAUUAUGGUCGUAGGGAUACCGAAUGUUGGCAAGUCUUCUCUCAUCAACGCCCUCAGACGAAUUCAUGUAAAGAGAGGAAAAGGAACAAAGGUUGGAAGGCUACCAGGGGUUACAAGAUCUUUGAUGCAGAAAAUUCUAGUGAGUGAGCAGCCUAGAAUGUGGUUGUUUGAUACCCCUGGGAUCACAACGCCCUUCAUUCAGAACGUUGAGGUCGGCAUGAAGCUUGCUAUGAUGGGAACAUUACAAGACCAUAUGGUAGGAACUGAGCUGAUUGCAGACUAUGUACUCUUCACUCUCAAUAGAUUACAGAAGUUUAGGUACGUAGAUGUUUACAACAUGUCCGAACCUUGUGAUGACAUUGACGGAGUCUUAGCAGGUAUAGCAAGAAAGUUUGGCAAGGUCAGAAAGCUGAAAACCUAUGAAGAUACUUACAGUAUAUUAAAUUUUGUUUGUUUGUUUUUAUUUGUUUUUCUUUGAGGAAUGAUGUCAUCUUCUUGAAAUAAUAUAUCAUGGGGCCGUACCAUCUGCCUAUUUUUUCGUCACGUAUCGUUAUGUUCACUGCUUUUUAAAAUGUUGCAGCAAACGAAAAUAAACGAAACAGAGUAGCUCGCUCCCCAUUUCUUCCCAAUCUUUUCCUCUCAUGUUGACAAUGCUGUGCAGUCAAUUUACAUCUGUUUGCUUGUUAGCCCAUGGACUGCAGAGUUCUCUCAUCCCCAUAGGAUU
Messenger RNA from Strongylocentrotus purpuratus (purple sea urchin), 1258 nucleotides. RefSeq names its product mitochondrial ribosome-associated GTPase 1 (gene mtg1). NCBI's taxonomy places the organism in Eukaryota, Metazoa, Echinodermata, Echinoidea, Camarodonta, Strongylocentrotidae. The record is from RefSeq and is a predicted model, not a curated record. The transcript is spliced from 10 exons. Bases 119 to 1012 code for a protein of 297 amino acids. Gene Ontology annotation, cellular component: mitochondrion. Gene Ontology annotation, molecular function: GTP binding; GTPase activity.